UUUUCUUUUCUGGAAUUUGUUGAAGCGCAAAAAACACAAAAUGGCUUCUUGUUGGAAAUCGUUAACUCGUCGGAAAAUGCCAGAUGAAACUGAGUCAAAACUAGCCCGCGUAUUGACACUCGUUGAUUUGACAGCAUUAGGGGUUGGCAGUACCCUUGGUCUGGGGGUUUAUGUCCUGGCUGGUUCAGUGGCAUACGAACAGGCUGGACCUGCUGUUGCAGUAUCAUUUGCCUUAGCUGCUAUUGCAUCAGCUUUUGCAGGGCUUUGCUAUGCAGAAUUCGCUGGACGAGUCCCGAGGGCAGGAAGUGCCUAUGUGUACAGUUAUGUGACAGUUGGUGAAUUUGUUGCCUUCACUAUUGGAUGGAAUUUGAUCCUGGAGUAUGUCAUCGGAACUGCGAGUGUGGCAAGAGGACUAAGUGGCUAUCUGGAUGCACUCAUUAACAACACAAUGGCGACGACAUUGAAGGAUACAAUGCCAAUUAAUGUUGCCUUCCUCGGCGCCUAUCCGGAUUUCUUUGCAUGCGGUAUGGUGGUUUUUUUGGGUUGUAUAUUGGCUUUUGGCGUUAAAGAGUCAAGUUUGCUGAACAAUAUAUUUACGUGUGUGAAUAUGGUGACAGUUUGCAUUGUCCUAGUAGCUGGAGCAAUAAAGGCCGAUCCAGGGAAUUGGGCACUGACAGAUGUCCCUGAAAAUGCUGGUGUUGGUGGAUUUAUGCCUUAUGGAUGGGCUGGCGUAAUGGCUGGAGCAGCAAAAUGCUUUUAUGGUUUUAUUGGAUUUGAUGUUGUGGCUACUACCGGUGAGGAGGCUAUCAAUCCAAAGAAAAAUAUUCCCCUGUCAAUUAUCAUAUCGUUGGUAAUUAUAUUUUUGGCAUAUUUUGGAGUUUCAACGGUGUUGACAAUGAUGUGGCCUUACUACUUGCAGAAUCCUGAUGCACCAUUUCCACAUGUCUUCCAAGAAGUUGGUUGGAUAGCAAUCAAGUGGAUUGUUACAGUUGGAGCUAUUUUUGCACUCUGCACAAGUUUAUUAGGUGCAAUGUUCCCCCUGCCACGUGUUCUAUACGCCAUGGGCAAAGAUGGAAUUCUAUUCAAAUGUUUUGCAAAAGUAAAUAGUUACACUAAGACUCCACUUCUUGCAUCAAUUGUAGCAGGAACUUUGUCUGCAAUAAUGGCUCUAAUUUUCGAUCUUCAUCAACUGAUCGAAAUGAUGUCUAUAGGAACUCUUCUAGCCUACGCUAUUGUUGCUAUUUGUGUCCUCGUCCUUCGUUACCAACAAGAUGACAUUCAAAUGAAAUCUGUCAAAGUUCAAAUGCCAGUGAUCAUGAGACAAUUGUUCAAUUUGAAUUUCAUCAAAGAAGCCAACUCUCUUACAUCAAACAUUACUAAAAUUGGAAUAGUUUUGUUUUUCGUUUUAUCUCUCAUGACUUGCAGUGUUAUUAAAUUUAUGGAUAUUAACACAGAAAAUCCUUGGGGAUUAAUUCUAUUAUGCAUACUUGUCGUGUUGUUGGUUUUGAUUGUUUUUUCGAUACAAAGACAGCCAGAAUCAAGCAUGGAACUGUCAUUUAAAGUUCCAUUGGUGCCAUUUAUUCCAUGUAUCAGUGUUUUGUUUAAUAUUUAUUUAAUGUUCCAAUUAGACGUCAAUACAUGGAUUCGAUUUUUGGUUUGGAUUGGGCUUGGUUAUUUAGUUUAUUUCUUUUAUGGAAUUCGUAAUUCUACCCAAGGUAUUGCUAAUAAUUUAAAAAUUCCAACAACCGAAAAUGGACAUAAAUUAGAUUGUGAAAAAUGAUAACUUUUAAAAAGGACUUGCAUUUCCAAGAAAAAAAAAAACUUACAUGACAGUAUUUUUUGAUUGUUAAGAAAAUAUUGUUUAGAUUUAAAUUUGUUAUAUUUUUAAUAUUUAAGAGAGCAUAGACAUCGAAUAGUUUAAUAUUCUAU
Episyrphus balteatus (marmalade hoverfly) is the source of this 1929-nucleotide messenger RNA. RefSeq names its product cationic amino acid transporter 2-like. The record is from RefSeq and is a predicted model, not a curated record. NCBI's taxonomy places the organism in Eukaryota, Metazoa, Arthropoda, Insecta, Diptera, Syrphidae. Gene Ontology annotation, molecular function: amino acid transmembrane transporter activity. Bases 41 to 1780 code for a protein of 579 amino acids. Gene Ontology annotation, biological process: amino acid transport; transmembrane transport. Gene Ontology annotation, cellular component: plasma membrane. The transcript is spliced from 5 exons.